AUGUCCAAUCUCGAAACAAUAUCUGCAAGUUGGGUGAUUUGUGAUAGCUGGGCUGGGGUUGCCGGUACUAUUGCUUUGGCAAUCUCUCAAGGUGGCCCUGUCACUCUGAUUUACGGUCCUAUUGCUACAAUGGUUCUGGUGGGAGCUUGUGCAUUGACUCUCGCAGAGCUGGCCAGUGUAUAUCCCACUGCUGGUGGCCAAUAUCACUGGACUUCCAUUUUGGCUCCGAAAUCUAUCAACAAGUCAUUGAGCUAUUGCUGUGGAAUCACCAAUAUGUUUUCCUGGAUUGCCAUCUGCACCGGAAUUGCAAUCAUCCCAGCUCAACUGAUCACCGGUAUUGCUAUAUUCUACUACCCAACAUACGUCCCUCAGGCAUGGCACUCCUUCCUCAUCUACCAAGCAAUCAACGGCCUCGUGCUUCUAUAUAACAUCACCCUCUUAAAAAGGUCCCUUUGGAUACAUGAUCUCUCAUUUGUCAUCACCAUUGUCAGUUUCGUCGUCAUCGUCAUCACCUGUGUGGUCCGCUCCUCGUCCAACUACGAGUCCUCAAAGACCGUUUGGGCAACUUUCCUCAAUGACAGUGGGUGGAGCUCUGGUGGCGUCGCUUUCCUCACUGGGCUGGUGACCCCGAACUAUAUGUACGCCGGCAUUGACGGUGCGCUACACCUUGCAGAGGAGUGUAAGAACGCCAGCACAGUGGUUCCCCGUGCACUUAUGAGCACACUGAGUAUUGGUUUCGUGACUUCAUUUUUGUUCAUGAUCGCGAUGCUAUACUGCACUCAUGAUUUGGAUGCUGUUGUCCAGACAAAGACCGGUGUUCCGAUCUACGAGAUGUGGCACCAAGCUACUCGCUCAAGCACGGCGGCUACAAUAUUCGUUAUUCUGGUCAUUUUUGCCGCGACAUUUGCACUCAUCGGCGCGCAACAGACCGCAUCUCGGUUGACAUGGUCUCUGGCGAGAGAUCGCGCCCUGAUCGGCAGCAGAUGGCUCAGCAAGACACACCCCAAGUUAGAUGUGCCGGUCUGGAGUCUCAUGUUCAACUAUUCGGCAACAUUCAUCAUUGGCUGUAUUUAUCUCGGUUCAUCAUCUGCAUUCAAUGCUUUCAUCGGAACAGGUCUGAUCUUGCAGCACAUUUCCUACGCCUUCCCUGCCGCACUUCUCAUGUACCGAAAACGGUCGAACCUAUGGCUCCCGAAAUCCCGAUCCUUUCGCCUCCCUGGCCUUUUGGGCUGGAUCACGAAUAUCGUCACUGUCUGCUUUGCAGUUAUAGUUUUGAUAUUUUAUAAUUUCCCAACCACCUUGCCAGUGACUGGGACUAGUAUGAAUUACACAUCAGCUGUCUUAGCCGUGAUGGCUAUAUUUGCGGGUCUGAAUUGGAUUGUCUACGCUGGGAAGGAAUAUCAUGGCCCUCGACUGCACUCAGGAGAUCAACAUUAG
Penicillium olsonii is the source of this 1437-nucleotide messenger RNA. Lineage: Eukaryota; Fungi; Ascomycota; Eurotiomycetes; Eurotiales; Aspergillaceae. The record is from the annotation of a GenBank genome assembly.